Aspergillus saccharolyticus JOP 1030-1 is the source of this 1200-nucleotide messenger RNA. RefSeq names its product elongator complex protein 4. The transcript is spliced from 2 exons. The record is from RefSeq and is a predicted model, not a curated record. Gene Ontology annotation, cellular component: elongator holoenzyme complex; transcription elongation factor complex; cytoplasm. Bases 1 to 1200 code for a protein of 399 amino acids. Gene Ontology annotation, biological process: tRNA wobble uridine modification. NCBI's taxonomy places the organism in Eukaryota, Fungi, Ascomycota, Eurotiomycetes, Eurotiales, Aspergillaceae.
AUGUCUUUUCGUAAGAGAAAUAUCGGUUUGUCGACGGGAGGCGACCGUGCAGCUCCCGUCUCUGCCGCAGCUCAGCCGCAGCAGCUGGCGUCUGCUGCAUCUGCGCCAGAAUCGACCCCCGGUGUGCGCCCCUCCCCCGACGAUGGGCGACCGACGACUUCAACGGGCACGCCGUCGCUCGAUAACAUCCUCGCUGGGCAUGGAGGGCUGCCUAUUGGCAAGACGCUGCUAGUGGAGGAGAAUGGAACGACGGAUUUCGCGGGUGCUUUGCUACGAUACUAUGCCGCUGAGGGUGUGGUGCAGGACCACAGGGUCCAUGUCGUGGGAAUGCCGGAGCAGUGGGGGAGAAGUCUCCCAGGACUGAUAGGGCCGGCGGAUGCUGUGGACGACAAGCAGGACAAGCGGAAGGGCGAACGAAUGAAGAUUGCGUGGAGGUACGAGCGCCUAGGAGAGUUCGGGGCAGGCAUUGCAGGAUCCAGAGUGCCUACAGCUACGCCCGGGGAGCAGGCUCAACCUACUGCAGAGGGUAGUCCGGACAAGCGACCUGCGUUCUGUCACGCGUUCGAUUUGACAAAACGACUCACACACCCUUCGAUCGCCAAUCUCAACUACAUCCCGCUCGCCCCGUCGAACGAGCCCCUGCUCACCACCGUACACAAAAAGCUUGAUGCUGCGAUCACGUCGAGCCCUUCCAGCACUGUCCAUCGCAUUGUAAUUCCCUCCCUACUGAACCCCACGAUAUAUCCGCCCGAAUCGUGUCAACCUGACAGUGUUUUGCCGUUCCUGCACUCUCUGCGAGCAUUGCUCAACAGACCCGGCGUGCGAGCCACGGCGAUGAUCACAAUUCCCUUGUCUCUCUUCCCUCGAGCCUCGGGUCUCGUGCGGUGGAUGGAACUCAUCAGCGAUGGCGUCAUCGAGCUCUGUCCGUUCCCUCACUCCGCCGAUGCACUCGCAACCUCCGGCGCCGCCACUUCGCACGAGGAGCCGCCCCAAGGAAUGCUGAAGACCCAUCGACUACCCGUCCUGCACGAGCGAGGCGGCGGUAGUGACCAGAAGGUCGGCCAAGACUGGGCCUUCACAUUGAGCCGCAGGAGGUUCGAGAUCAAGCCUUUCAGUCUUCCGCCAGCCGAAGGCGACAAGGAAGGCCAGGACGGCGCGGCUUCCGGCGCCAUGCCGAAGAAGGCGGAUCUAGAAUUCUGA